Molecule: messenger RNA, 2893 nt
Organism: Copidosoma floridanum
Lineage: Eukaryota; Metazoa; Arthropoda; Insecta; Hymenoptera; Encyrtidae
Gene: Grip
Product: Glutamate receptor interacting protein
Biological process (GO): neurotransmitter receptor transport, endosome to postsynaptic membrane
Molecular function (GO): protein binding
Source: RefSeq, a predicted model, not a curated record
GCGGCUUUCGCUCGCUCGGGCCGGCGCGGCGGGCGCUGCUUUUUUCCAAAUUCAUAAAUAUAUAUAAACACCCACUCGUCCCACACAUUUAGGCACAGUAUUUUGUAAAUUUUUCUUUUCUCUUUUUUUUUACGCUACACGCGAACGAACAAGACCGAACGAAAUUCAACGACUCAAGAUUUUCUCUUUUGUUCCUUCCCCUUUUUUUUCUUUCUUCAUUUUUGUAAACGACCGAUUUUGGGUUUUAAAAGUUCUUUGCAAAAACAAAAGUAACACACGACGCGUCGUACUUAUACUAUCACGAUGAAACGAAUCGAAUCUCAAGUGUGUUGGUGGUGGUGCGCGACGACGACGAGUCUGCAACUGGGAUGUUCCGGCCUUGUUUAGAAAACGUAAACGACGACUUUCAGCCGGCAAAGAGCAGAGAGGGAAGAGAAAGAAAAAAAACGCAACAUCCACACUGAGUGUGUACAGACGGUGGCUCGUCUCGGUCGAGCUUUCUACAUGCACACCUCGAGCAAGGGCUCGGAGCGAGGGUUGCCCAAGAAGCAGAAAAAUAAGGGCAAAACAAGAGGAGCGGAAGGAAAAAUCAGAGUCGGGCGCCCUUGGGGCGCGCGCCUUUGCAAGGAGUAAAACACGACUCGAAGAGAGAGAGAGAGAGGGAAGAAAUGGCAAAGAUGUUCAGCUCGUUGAGGCUGGCGACGAUGCGCUCGCACAAGAAGACAAGGCCGGGCAGCGUAGCGACGAACGCGAGCUCCGACUCGGCCGCGCGGACCGACGAAGCGCCCAGCACCGCCCCAACCGCGACAUCGGCACCCAGUCCGUGUCCCGGUCAGAUGCUCCCGGGGAGCUUUUACAGCGCCUCGCCCUUCCUCGAGGACGUCGCCGAGACCGCCACCACGAGCUUGUCCUCCAAGGUUGCCCAGGUGCGCGUGGAGCGGGAGAGCGGCAGCUUGGGGGUGACGUUGCGGGGCAGCGCGGGCCGAGCCCUCGUGGUGACGAGCGUGAAGCCGGAGGGUCCGGCGGCGAGGGAGGGUCGCGUGCGGCCGGGGGAUCGGCUCCUGGCGGUGGACGACGCGGAGCUGAGGGGCCUGACGCUCGCCGAGGCCCAGCGGGCGCUUCGCAGGAGCUCCGAUUCGCCCAUCGCUUCGCUCACCAUAGAGUACGACGUCGCCAACAUGGAUGAGAUCAGGGCCGCGACGUCCGGGCCUCUGCUCGUCCAACUGGAGCGCGGACCGCAAGGAGAGUUGGGCCUGACGGUGCGGGACGCGCACAGCGGCGUGUACAUCGAGAGCUUGCGGCCAGCUAGCACGGCCGACCGCUGCGGUGCCCUCCAGCCGGGGGAUCGGCUGCUCGGGGUAGACGACGUGGUCGUCCAGGACGCGGUCACCGCGGCCAAGCUGUUGCGCAACAACUCCGAGAACUGUCGCAUCGCCAGGCUGCAGAUACUGCCAAGGCCACCGAGCGCGUCCAGCCGCACCAUGAAGCGCCGAGUCCAGCCGCAAAAAUCGACGCUCCACGUGAGCGAGACCCUCAACGUGCUCCUACGCCCGGACCACCGGGGCUUGGGCAUCGGGCUGAGACAAAGCGACGACCGGCUCGACUACGUCGUCGACAUCCUCGAGCCCGGGGGACCGGCCGAGAGGAGCGGCGUCCUGCUGCCCGGGGACCGGGUCGUCGCCAUCAACCGGCGAGCCGUCAGGGACCUACAACCGGCCGAAGUUGCGAUGAUCCUCGAGGCGCCCCAGGUAGAGCUGAUGGUUGAGUACAAGGUGGGUGGGGCCGUGGUGCCGAGCAGCGGGGUGUUCACGGUGCGGGUGGCGCGGCCCCUGGGCGGCCAGCCGGACCUCGGGCUCACGGUCAACGAGGGCCUCCGGAUAUCCGAGGUGCGCCGCGGCUCGCUCGCCUACCGCACGGGCAGCCUGGCCCCGGGGGACCGGCUCCUGGCGAUCGACAACCAGAAACUCGACCCCGGCGACCUCCACCAGGCGGCCCAGCUGCUCCACAGGCCCGGCAGCAGCGUCGUGGCCCUCACUGUGCGCAAACCCGAUCUCACGCCCGAUACGAGGUCGGUACGAUUUUCGUUGUCCCACAGGGAGCAGAGCAUAGCGGGCGACUCGGUGCAGUACACGAGCGCCGGUAGCAGCAGCAGCGCCGUGAGGUCGGCCCGGGAAAGUUUGCCGAGCGUCGACAGCGCGGUCGACUCCUGGGGCGAGAUGGGCGACGUCGCUGGCCCGGAGAUCAUGAGGCUCUGGGAGACCGCGUCCGUCGACAGCGGCCAACUCGAUCUACCCAUGCCUCCCUACCCCUACCCAAAUUCCGCGGCGUCGAAUUCACCGCGACCCGGCUGUAGUUGUAGUCCCACUCAGCCGCUGCCACCUCCGCCAGUGUCGCCGAGCCAGCAGCAAAUCCUGCACGUGUCGCUGCACAAGGACCCGGUGUACGAGGACUUUGGGUUCUCGGUGUCGGACGGGCUGUACGAGCGCGGGGUGUACAUAAACAGGCUCAGGCCCGGUGGGCCCUGCGACGGGCUCCUACGGCCCUUCGAUCGGAUAUUGCGCGUCAACGAGGCCAGCACCGAGGAGUGCGACUGCUGCCUCGCGGUGCCCCUCAUCGCCGCGGCCGGGGCCAGGCUCGAGCUCACCAUCGCCAGGCCCGUCUCGCCCACCGACAGCGUCAACAAACUGUACUAGCGGAUGGGAGAGGCUUUUAUUUUUCGUAUCGAGACGAUCGGUUGCGCGCGUGGAUGCACGGAAGGAUUUUCACGGGGAAAACGAACUUGCAUAUGGUACUUUUACCAAAUGUUGGUAAAACAUGUUUCGUGCAGAUUGUAAAUUUAUAUAAUUAAAAUGGAUACAAACAAUGUCUCUUGAUACUUUUAUGAUUUAUUAUU